UAUAUAUAGGUAGGAGAGCGCGAGCCGUGGAUCACUCGACGGCGGUUCCAUGACCCUUUUGCUCCGCGACCGCGUAAACACACAUCUGUACUGUAGUACUGUAUAGCAGUGUUUAUAUUCGCGUCGUAUAUACCGAAAAUAGUGUUGCCGCUUGCCGGUUUCAAUAAAGUUUUACGACCUAAGAGUGCAACAGGAGAGUUUCAAUAAACAAAUGCGGAAAAACGUUUUCCUUUGAAGAUUCCUUUGAGAAAGUUUGGGAUGUUAUGAUAGUAGUGAGAUCCGCCGGUCUCGGCCUUUCAGCUGGCUACACGUGGAAGGGACUAUUUUAAUUACGGGACAUAAGUAGUUCUUACCUCAUUUGGCUGCGACUAUAACAUCGUGCGCGUGUUGCACGUAAGUAGUCGUUGGUAGAAAGAAUUUAAUUAGUUUAUAUUGAACAAAUCAACAGCAGCAAAAUGGCAUGUUUGAUAUGCCUGGUUUUGAGUGCUGUGUUGAUACAUUCCACUGCUGCAUCUUCUCUGGCUAGUCCACCCCAGUCAGCUGUGGUUGUUGCUUUUGAGGAUGUAUAUGAGCUGUCCUUGCUCGCUAACACCAUUUCGGAUCUUGGAAUUGAGACUACUCUUGUGAUACCCGCCAAUGUGAGCAACUACUACGAGCAUCUAGUUGGAGUUGAUUUGAUGACUGUAAAUGCUAGUCUUAAAGCAGAUGACAGCGAUGAUCUUAAAGCAGUCAAGCUCUGCGAGAGCUUUAUCUCUGAUUCAGGCAUAGCCAAGCAUGUCAAGUCUUUGCAACCAACGUUUAUUAUUUUCCCGGGUGUCAGGCACGAUGCUUGCUUAUUGCCAUGGACAGCCUCUGUGUCCUCUAUUCCUGUAAUAUACGCUCGUGGCCAUAAUCAAGAAUUAUAUGUAUUUGUAAAAACAGGAAUGGCUUUGCCAGUUCAUGAGACAGGUCUUCUUCAGAGCUUUAUUGAGAACUUGAAUCUCAAAUUCUAUAUGUACUCAAUUGAAAGUAAUUAUGUCAGUGCCACUCACAAAAUGAUCCAGAAAAAACUUCCCAAUAUUGAUAAUUCAUUGGCAAAUUUGUACUCUAAUGUGCAACUAGUUCUAUGGGGUGCAGAUCCAAUCUUACGUAUGAAUUCUGCUCUGCUGACCCAACUAGUGGCUGAGAUUGGGUGUCAUCAUUGUCGAGGUCCUCAACCCUUGCCUGCUGAUCUUCAAAAGGAAUUGGUGGAAUUUAGAGCAGGGAGUGUUGUUGUACUUCUGGACAAGGACUACGAUGUACUGAUUCGUGCUGUUGCACAAAAGUUACCAAAUGAUAGACAGGGUUUGGCUGUAAUAUGGAAAAACAAACAUGCAAAAAUGCACAACAAGCCUAACAAUCUUUUCAUCCAUAAAGAUGUUGACAGACAAGACCUCAUAGGCUACUCUAGAACCAGAGUAAUCCUAGCUCACUGCACGGACUCGGAAUUCCUCGAGAGUGCGUUCCACGGCUCACCGAUGAUCUGCUUUCCCCGUAAUGUCGACGAGUUGCGAAACGCCCGUCGCGCUUCAGAGCUGGGUUUUGCUUAUGUCGAAAAGAUCGACGCGAUGUCGGAUGCAGUAAGUGAAAGCAUCAAGGAAAUUCACGAGAGCACCCAGUACCGUGAAAACGCCCGAGUCGUUUCGCAGGCUAUACGCGACAGAUCAAACCAUGCUAUGGAUCGCAUCCUCUACUGGCUCGGUUAUACAGCGAGACACAACGGAGAGGGAAAGAACCUUCUCGUGCCCAAAAAAGUUUCCACGUAUAAUGAAAUUCUGCUAUCUGUUGCGGGAUUCCUCGUUGGCGUUAUUUUCACCACGCUACUGACCGUCGUUUUCUUCAUUAGCCAGAAUAUCUUCGAGUCUCAAAAGAAGAAGGAGAAGAAGAGAUACCACAGGAAAUAAUAUGUGAUAUGAACGAUUUUGUUAAACUUCUGAUAUUUUUUUACUUAUUGAAUGUUCAGAAGCUUUACUUUUACACGUGAUGUUUGAUAUUUUUAUAUUUUGAAUACUAGAAUUUUUAAUGUUUCCGUAUUUAAGGUAAACUUGAUUUUAACUUGAAAUAACGGAUACUCGAGAAUAUUCCACCAAACUUUUGUAUGCCAGAUGCUGAUCAGGAAUCAGCCCCAUGAAUAAUAUACAACAAGUGAAGAUAUUAGACGUCCAAGUCACAAAAAAGCAAUCAUUGUUUAGUUUAUUUAUCCUAGGCUAGAUACAGAGAGAAUCGCGAAAUGGAAUUUUUGGAAUCAAGUAUUUUUGCACCUUAUCGAUAGUGAUUCUCACGGUGUGUAAUUAUGAUGUAUUGUACGCAUGUGAACCGAGAAAAAUAAAAUAAUAAAUAAAAUAAAAAAGACCAA
Messenger RNA from Nasonia vitripennis (jewel wasp), 2374 nucleotides. Its product is annotated as UDP-glucuronosyltransferase 1-5. The coding region runs from base 456 to 1922 and encodes 488 amino acids. NCBI's taxonomy places the organism in Eukaryota, Metazoa, Arthropoda, Insecta, Hymenoptera, Pteromalidae. Gene Ontology annotation, molecular function: UDP-glycosyltransferase activity. The transcript has 4 exons. The record is from RefSeq and is a predicted model, not a curated record.